AUGUGCUCCAAGGAGGACUCAGAGGCUAUCACCAUCAAGAAGGCCUGUCUAGUGACGGUGGACGUAUUCAACAAGUACCUCAAAGAUCACAUCAUGGAGAUUAUCGAUGCCGAUAAAAAAAUCCAGCUUUCCACGGCCCAUGAACGACACGAAAACAACAACCAAAUUUCGGAACAACUAAAAUACCGAUCAAUGCCAAACAUCCCAAUCUUGACGUCAGCACUUGCCGCAAUCCUAAAAACAGAAUACCCUACAGUAAAAAUAGCUCCAAGAACGAUCAAAACAACCAAAACACUCCUACAACCGGUAAAGGAUCCAAUAGUACCACAACAACAACACAACGUCAUCUACAGCAUCCCAUGUAGGAAUUGCGAAAAAGUUUAUAUUGGUAUGACCACAAACCACUUAAAAAAACGAUUAAGUGGACACAAAUCCAAUAUAAAUAAACUAGCAGAAAUCCUACAAACAACACAGCACAUCCAUGCGAAAACCGCACUUAUACAACACAUAGCAGAUCACCAGCACACGUUCAAUCUUGAAGGUACAAAAAUAAUUGAUCGCACCUACCGAAGUUCUGCUUUAUCGAUGCUAGAAAUGUGUCAUAUAAACAACACAUCUAACACCGUUAAUUAUAGAACAGAUGUAGCGGGGCUAAACACAACGUACGCUGGUAUUCUACAUACCGUGAGAGCUAAUCUCUCACGCAGAGAACGAUCACGAAACAAUACACACAGUCAAGUUGAACAAAGCACGAACGAGUCGACAUAGAUGAGCUUUAUCUACUUUUGUGUAUGCUUUAUCCCACCAUCUUCUUCAAAAUAACCGUUGUAUAGUGUAGUGUCAUAUAGUGUCCUAUGUUAAUUUAUAUUAAACUCAAUGUAAGUCCAGUAAAACAAAAUACCGCGAAAUAGUACCUUAACAACAUUUAAAAUACAGGCACCAUACAGGAAGCUCCUCCAAGCUAAACACGCUUAUCGUGGCAACAAACAAAAAAAUUUGACGACAAACGGUAGACUGUGUAUGUUCAUUUUAUAUCAAUGUUUAAUGUUAGUAGUAGUCUCUAUAGGUUGUAAUAUUUUUCUAGUUUACCCUUGAAAAAGGCCACAAUAAACGGCCGAAACGUCGGGCAAUGCAAAACUAACUGUUUGAAUUACCCUAGACUGAGAAAGCCAUAAAAACGAAAUCUCCAUAA
Ochlerotatus camptorhynchus is the source of this 1192-nucleotide messenger RNA. RefSeq lists its product as uncharacterized. The record is from RefSeq and is a predicted model, not a curated record. The transcript is spliced from 2 exons. NCBI's taxonomy places the organism in Eukaryota, Metazoa, Arthropoda, Insecta, Diptera, Culicidae. The coding region runs from base 1 to 768 and encodes 255 amino acids.